Messenger RNA from Zygotorulaspora mrakii, 867 nucleotides. It is a transcript of the gene REX4, whose product is annotated as putative 3'-5' exonuclease. Gene Ontology annotation, biological process: ribosomal large subunit assembly; rRNA processing. Gene Ontology annotation, molecular function: nucleic acid binding; 3'-5' exonuclease activity. Bases 1 to 867 code for a protein of 288 amino acids. Gene Ontology annotation, cellular component: nucleus. The transcript has a single exon. The record is from RefSeq and is a predicted model, not a curated record. Lineage: Eukaryota; Fungi; Ascomycota; Saccharomycetes; Saccharomycetales; Saccharomycetaceae.
AUGGUACUAUCAUCAAAUUGGUUAGAUUUACAAAAAAAACAGCAAUCAAAACGCAAAAAGAAUGAACAGACCAAAGACACUCGAGCUCGAAAAAUAGUGAAGCAAGCCUCCACCAAAAAGAACAUGACACAAAAUAUCAAAGUAAGAAAAGGUAGCAAGCUCAUGGAUAUGGUACAUUUUAUGACUGAGGAAAUUGACUCCGCAGAGAAGAGUAAAAAGGAUGGUAAAAUAUUUGAGUUUAAAUCAAAGACUGCAAGCAUAGACAGUAAUGACACUGGUUUGGAGCUGAAAUCCAAUGCGUAUUCUAAAGCUUAUAUAGAAAAGACGAAGAGCAUCGGUAAAUACGUUGCCCUAGAUUGUGAGUUUGUUGGAGUUGGACCAGAAGGCAAAGAAUCUGCUUUAGCAAGAGUUUCGUUGGUCAAUUACCAUGGCCAUAUCAUUCUGGAUGAAUUUGUUCAACCUCAAGAACGUGUAAUAGACUGGAGAACGUGGGUAAGUGGUAUCAAACCUGAAAACAUGGUCAACGCCAUAACUGCUUCAGAAGCGCAAGAAAAAGUAGCGUCUAUUCUUGAGGGAAAAAUCUUAGUCGGUCACUCUGUUAAACACGAUUUGGAGUCUUUAUUUAUUUCUCAUCCCAAGUCCAUGAUCAGAGAUACUGCAAAACAUGUCCCGUUCAGGCAAGAAUAUUCAAAAGGAAAGACACCAAGUCUAAAAAAAUUAGCGAAAGAAAUACUUGGGAGAGAUUUUCAGGAGGGUCAGCACUCAUCUGUUGAGGAUGCUAGCGUUACAAUGGAAAUCUAUAAAAGUAGGAGAAAAGAGUUUGAAAAAUGGACACACCCCACCAACAACAAAAAAUCCGAACUUUAA